UUCACUCACUCGCCCACUGAGAAAACAGAAAGAAAAGGAAAACAUUACUGACAACAUACAAGAGCGCAUGAAGGGAUAAAAGUUCAUACACUAAAAUAUACAGAAGAAAAUGAAAAGAUUACUGACUACAAACUUACCAGAGCACAUGAAGGGAUAAAAGUUCAUACACUAAAAUAUACAGACAAGGUCACUUGCUCUCCCAUGUCUCCUUUUUAUUUUAAAUAAAACAGCCAUCUCCCUUCCCCUUCCCCUCCACCACCUCUCCUCCACCAUACACAAAUGCAAAAGCACCAUCUUAAAAUUCCAUUUCUCUCUGCACAAACAUCAUGGCCUAGCUGUUAAUUCUUGGAUCCGGAGAUUCUGGGUUAUUCAAUUUGUUUAAUACUCCCAUUUAAAAACAGAGCCCACAAGACAUGAUUUGGUUUCUCCCGUUGUUCCUCCUCCCUAGGCUCAAACCUUCCUUUCUGUUCCACUCAUUGGAGUUCGCAGCAUAGGUACUGUAAUGCCUGUGAAGCUAUGGACACUCUCUUCCUUUCUAACCCUCUCUUUCUUUCUCUUAAUUCCCUUUCUCUUCACGGCUUCCUCUCUCAACCAACAAGGCCAAACACUUCUUCUAUGGAAGAAAAGCUUGGACGGUUCGCCCGAAGCCUUGAGCAGCUGGGACUCCAGCAGUGAAACUCCAUGUGGAUGGCUUGGAAUCACCUGCAACUCCAAUGGGGAAGUGGUGGAAUUGAGCUUGAGGUAUGUAGACUUGCUUGGGAAUGUUCCAUCUAAUUUCAGCCCAUUGAUGUCCUUAAACAAGCUCAUCCUGUUGGGGACGAACCUCACGGGUUCGAUCCCGAAAGAGCUGGGGCUGCUUCGCAAGCUCACCCACUUAGACUUGAGUGACAAUGCCUUGAGUGGUGUAAUACCAAGUGAGAUUUGCAGCUUGAUUAUGCUCCAAGAGCUCCAUCUCAAUUCAAACCAGCUCGAGGGAUCGAUUCCCGUGGAAAUUGGGAACCUCACGGACCUGAAAUCACUGGUAUUAUAUGACAAUCAGCUCAGCGGUAGAAUACCCAAUAGAAUAGGGAAAUUGAACAAGCUUGAGGGUUUUAGAGCAGGAGGAAACAAGAACCUUGAAGGUCCUCUGCCUCCAGAGAUUGGCAACUGCACCAAUUUAGUCAUGUUAGGCCUUGCAGAGACAAGCCUCUCAGGGUUUCUCCCUCCGAGCCUUGGCCUCCUCAAGAAACUCCAAACACUUGCAAUCUACACCGCCCUUCUUUCCGGUCCAAUCCCUGCGCAGCUCGGCGACUGCACCAACCUUCAAAAUAUCUACUUGUAUGAGAAUUCGCUAACUGGGUCGAUUCCGAAUCGGCUGGGAAACCUCCCCAAUCUCCAAAACCUUCUUCUGUGGCAGAACAACAUAGUGGGCACAAUCCCGCCGGAGCUCGGAAACUGCAACCAAUUAUUGGUGAUCGACGCAUCUAUGAAUUCGCUCACAGGCGGCAUUCCAGAGACUCUUGGAAAUUUGACCGCCUUGCAGGAACUUCAAUUGAGCGCGAAUCUGAUUUCGGGUCAAAUCCCGACCCAGAUUGGGAAUUGUGAGGAAAUCACGCAUAUCGAACUCGAUAACAAUCAAAUCACCGGGACGAUACCGUCCGAACUGGGUCGACUGAGGAAUCUGACACUGUUGUUCUUGUGGGCAAAUAAGCUGGAGGGGAGUAUUCCGUCGUCUAUAUCGGCCUGCCGGAAUCUGGAAGCCAUGGAUUUGUCUCAGAACAGCUUGACGGGGUCUAUUCCUGGUGGCAUCUUUGAGCUCCAGAGCCUCAACAAGCUACUGCUCCUGUCCAACAAUCUGUCCGGCGAGAUACCGCCGGAGAUUGGAAAUUGCUCUUCCUUGAUUCGAUUCAGAGCGAGCAACAACAAGCUCGCCGGAGCGAUUCCGCCUCAGAUUGGAAACUUGAGCAACUUGAAUUUCUUGGAUCUCGGGUCGAACCGCCUCACCGGCUUCAUACCGACGGAGAUCUCCGGUUGCCGGAAUUUGACAUUUCUCGACCUGCAUUCCAACUCAAUUGCCGGAAACAUGCCGGAGAGUUUCAAACAGCUUGUUUCCCUCCAACUACUCGACAUCUCUGACAACCUCAUCGAAGGGACAUUAAGCCCAAGUCUCGGCUCAUUGAGUUCGCUCACCAAACUCGUCCUCGGCAAGAACAGAUUCUCCGGUACAAUUCCGAGUCAACUGGGUUCGUGUACGAAGCUUCAGCUGUUGGACCUGGGCGGUAACGAACUCUCCGGGAACAUCGCGGACAGCGUGGGUCAGAUUCCGUCGCUCGAGAUUGCUCUAAAUCUGAGCUGGAACAGACUUUCGGGCCAGAUUCCGGCCGAGUUCGCUGGUUUGGAUAAGCUCGGAGUGCUUGACCUAUCCCACAAUCAUCUCUCCGGCGACCUCCGUUAUCUCGCGGGCCUCCAAAAUCUCGUAGUCCUCAACGUCUCGGACAACAAUUUCUCGGGGAACGUGCCGGACACGCCCUUCUUCGCGAAGCUCCCUGUCAUCUUCCUCGCCGGGAACCCUUCCCUUUGUCUCUCCGGCAACCAGUGCGCUGGCUACGGCGGCGCCCCAUCGCGACGCUCGGCGAGCACGAGGGCCGUGAUGGCAGUGCUACUCUGCGCCGCGUGCGCACUGCUCCUCGCGGCCCUAUAUAUCAUAAUAGGAUCCAAGUGGCAGCGUCGUGAUUUUGGUGGGUCCCUUGAUUGUAACGGCGACAAUGACGUGGAAAUGGGACCACCUUGGGAAGUCACGUUGUACCAAAAAUUUGACCUGUCAAUUGCUGACGUGGCGCGAUGCCUGACAGCCGCCAACGUGGUGGGGAGGGGCCGAUCCGGCGUCGUUUACCGAUGGACAACUCCGUCGGGGUUUACGGUAGCGGUGAAGAGAUUCCGGGCCUCGGAGAAGAUCUCGGCAGCGGCGUUCUCGUCGGAAAUUGCCACGCUGGCGCGAAUCCGGCACCGAAACAUCGUUCGGCUGUUGGGUUGGGGAGCGAAUCGGAAGACCAAACUGCUGUUCUAUGAUUAUUUGCCGAACGGGACUUUGGGGUCGAUGCUGCACGAGGGGCGCGCAGGAUUAGUGGAGUGGGACACGCGGUUCAGGAUAGCGCUGGGCGUCGCGGAGGGGCUGUCGUAUUUGCACCACGGCUGCGCGCCACCGAUAGUCCACCGGGACGUGAAGGCGCACAACAUUCUGCUAGGGGAGCGGUACGAAGCGUGCUUGGCUGACUUUGGGCUAGCGAGGCUGGUGGAGGAAGACGGCGGCUCGUUCUCGGCGACCCCCCAGUUCGCUGGGUCUUAUGGCUACAUUGCGCCGGAAUACGGCUGCAUGUUGAAAAUUACAGAGAAGAGUGAUGUGUACAGCUAUGGAGUAGUCCUACUGGAAAUCAUAACCGGGAAGAAACCUGUGGAUCCAUCUUUCCCAGAAGAUGGGCAACACGUGAUCCAAUGGGUUCGAGACCACUUAAAGAGCAGGAGAGAUCCGGUGGAGAUGCUUGACCCGACCCUCCAAGGCCACCCGGAUACCCACAUCCAAGAAAUGCUCCAAGCAGUGGGGAUCUCCCUCCUUUGCACCAGCACCCGCCCCCAUGACCGCCCCACCAUGAAGGACGUGGUUGCCUUGUUGAAGGAAAUCCGCCAUGAAUCGCCUCCCGCAGGGAGUGAGGGCCACAAACCCACCUCCGAAAAAUCCAACAGGUCAAUCCAGUACUCCACCUCCACCUCGUCGCUCUCACCGGCUCAACUCUUCAUGUUCCAAGGAUCUUCUCAUUGCUCAUCGCACUUGGUUUACUCCUCCUCCUCUGCUAAUUAUUCCCCAGUUCGGAAUCAAUAAUAUAUAUUAGGUUGCUUU
Molecule: messenger RNA, 3874 nt
Organism: Malania oleifera
Lineage: Eukaryota; Viridiplantae; Streptophyta; Magnoliopsida; Santalales; Ximeniaceae
Product: LRR receptor-like serine/threonine-protein kinase RGI3
Exons: 2
Coding region: 503-3856 (1117 amino acids)
Biological process (GO): hormone-mediated signaling pathway; protein phosphorylation
Cellular component (GO): plasma membrane
Molecular function (GO): protein binding; protein kinase activity; ATP binding
Source: RefSeq, a predicted model, not a curated record